AUGAGCCUCUUCCGCUACUUCGGCCGUGAGAAAGUGAAGGCCGUUGGCGAUAACAACAAUUUGAAAGCCACGAAGAAAGAUGAUCAUCAAAGCAAUGCUACGGGUGUCGCAAAAUCUACAGCAGAAUUAGGCAAGGCGCAAGAAAUUUCAAGAAAAAGGUGUAGUACAUUUCAAGAGUCGUGGAAGACUAGAAGACCCUGGCUGAAAUUUGACGAGAAAGAAAACGCUAUGUUUUGCAGUUAUUGCAGACAGUUUUCGAAAGAUAAAUCUGCCUUUGGGAGUGAAAAAGGUAACAACAGUUUUCGUCUUGAUGGGAUCAAAAAACAUAAAAUAAGUGAGGCGCAUAAGACAGCCAAAUUAGCUCAUGAUGCUAGCAAUGCUCAACCUAGAAUGGCACCACUGGAAGCGUGUCUGAUUAACAUGGAAAAGGAAGCUCUUGAUCACCUAGUGAAACUUUUUCAUACCGUGUACUAUCUGACUCGCGCAGAACGACCUUUUAGGGAUUUUGUUGGACUAUGCAGCCUCCAGGAAAGAAAUGGUGUUAACACUGGUAAGAGUUACGUGAAUCAUCUUCAUUCUUCUUCCUCAUCUUCAGUGUAGGUUUUCCUCAUUUGAAAAUGAGGACAUAUUUAAGAAUAUGUCCAUUUUUAAUUUUAAGAACUGGCCCUUAGGUUUAGAGGAGCUACAGGUCUAUGGCAAUGAACAGCUUUCAUCAGUAGUAGAUCAUUUUGAAGAACUGUUGAUAAGGAAUGAUUGUGACAUUGAUUCUGUUCCUUUGGAGUGGGUUUCAUUGAAGAUAUAUGUUUCCGGUUUUGAGGCAGCUGAACCAGCAGUUUAUUACUUCGACUUAUGGCAAAGAGUUAUCAGAGAAAAUGAGGAUAGAUUCAAGAAUAUCAUCCUGGUGCUUAUGAUCGUGCUGCUGAUUCCAAUCCACACUAGUGAAGUUGAGAGAGGCUUUUCUCUUAUGAACAGGGUAAAACAAGAUUGGCGGGCAAGGCUAACAACCCCCCACUUAAAUGAACUGAUGUGCAUUCCUCUUUUGGGUCCUGCAUGCAAUGAAUUUGAACCAAUGGAAGCUAUAAGGCUGUGGUGGCAAGGUGGAAGAAGAGCUAG
Messenger RNA from Porites evermanni, 1113 nucleotides. The record is from the annotation of a GenBank genome assembly. NCBI's taxonomy places the organism in Eukaryota, Metazoa, Cnidaria, Anthozoa, Scleractinia, Poritidae.